CAUUUGGGUCCGGUCCGAGUCCGACUCUUUCAAUAACAGGGGGAAGCGGGAGGCAGCAGGGGGAAGCGGGAGGCAGCAGGGAGCAGGCAGGCAGGCACGCAGCCAUCGCCUCCCGGGAACCCAAUGGCCAUGGCCCAGUCGUUCUCCGCUCGCCGCCCGCCCCCCUCCCCGGCGCUCGCCUCCCCCUCCUCCCCGGCCUCCUCCUGGUCUCCCCCGAGGCGCGGGCCGCGGCGCCGCCGGGCCCUCACGGCCGCGUCCUCCCUCCAUUUCCGGCCGGAGGACGUCGCCGAGCUCGCGCACAACAAGGUCUUGAUUGCGGCGACGGUGGCGGGCGUGAUCGGGCAGCUGGCCAAGCCCUUCACCUCCGGCAGGGACAGGGGCAAAAUCGACAUCGUCAAGGCCGCCGCCCAGUCAGGGGGCAUGCCCUCCACCCACUCAGCGGCAGUUGUGGCAGUGACUACCUCGCUUGCGCUAGAAAGGGGGUUUGGUGACUCCAUAUUCGGGAUGUCGGUGAUAUUUGCCUCGCUUGUAAUGUAUGAUGCUCAGGGAGUCAGAAGAGAGGUGGGCAAGCACGCAAGGCUUUUGAACAAGCUAUGGGCCCUGCGGGAGCAGACGACGACUCAAGUUCAGGAGGACGGUGGUGGCCAGGUGAAUUCCACCUCCGAACUCCUCCCCGCAAACCGCGAGCUCGUCUCCGUUCCUCGGGACGCAUCUACGUCGCAGCGUUCAAACGGCAUCCCCUCCUCGACGCGCAACGACGCGACAAAACCGCCUAGAUGGAGCUCCCUCCAAAGCUCAGUGCCAGAGCUAACCGAGUUGACAGAGGAGCAUGGCCGGCUGAGCGAGUCCGUCGGCCACACGGAGGCGCAGGUCACAGCCGGCGCCUUGCUAGGCUUUGUUGUAAGCUUAGCCGUCCACGCGAUACUGUAACAACCACCACUUCCAUUAUUCUUUUACAACAUUGAUUGAUUACGUGUAUGGUACAUAUACUAGAUUUUUACGUGAAGAAACAACACAAGUGGCUGAU
Molecule: messenger RNA, 1027 nt
Organism: Triticum aestivum (bread wheat)
Lineage: Eukaryota; Viridiplantae; Streptophyta; Magnoliopsida; Poales; Poaceae
Exons: 5
Coding region: 124-930 (268 amino acids)
Source: RefSeq, a predicted model, not a curated record